AUGUCCAAUGUCACUGCAAUAACCGGAUUCAUCCUUAUGGGGUUCUCUGAUAUCCAUGAACUAGAGACUCUAUGUGGAGUGACAUUUCUGUUAACAUACCUGCUGACACUAAUGAGUAACUUCCUCACCAUCACUCUUAUCACCCUGGAUCUAAAACUCCAGUCACCCAUGUACUUCUUCCUCAAGAACUUGUCCCUGUUGGACAUCUUUCUAGUAUCUGUCACAAUUCCAAAUUUCUUUGUCCAUAGUCUAACUUACAACAAUUCAAUUUCUACUCUUGGAUGUGCAUGUCAGGUAUUUUUUAUGGCCUCUUUUGGAUCAGGAGAAGUAUUUGUCCUGACUGUCAUGUCCUAUGACCGCUAUGUUGCUGUUUGUAGUCCCCUGCACUAUGAUGCCAUUAUGAAUAAUGUCACCUGCAUGCUGAUGAUGGGUGCAUCUUGGAGCACUGCAUUACUUCUUGGAGUCAUGUAUACAGCUGCCAUAUUUUCCAUGCCUUUCUGUGGUUCUAAUGUAAUCUCACAGAUUUUUUGUGAUGUUCCCUCAUUGCUAAGGAUUUUGUGCACUCCUACUUCUAAAGGUCAGUCCAAAGCAUUUGCCACAUGCAUCCCUCACCUCACUGUUUUCACAGUUUUCAUUGCUACUGCUUGCAUUGUCUAUCUGAAGCCACCCUCAAAUGUACCAUCAAUCACAGACAGGCUUUUUUCUGUGCUCUACACUGUGUUACCCCCAGCACUUAAUCCUGUAAUCUACAGUCUGAGGAACAAUGAUGUCAAGUGUGCUCUGAGGAGGUUGCAGAUACUUGAAAAAUACAGACAAGACCCUCUCUGA
Messenger RNA from Cricetulus griseus (Chinese hamster), 828 nucleotides. The record is from RefSeq and is a predicted model, not a curated record. NCBI's taxonomy places the organism in Eukaryota, Metazoa, Chordata, Mammalia, Rodentia, Cricetidae.